This is a messenger RNA of Notothenia coriiceps (black rockcod), 1099 nucleotides long. Its product is annotated as B-cell receptor CD22-like. Gene Ontology annotation, cellular component: early endosome; extracellular exosome; external side of plasma membrane. The coding region runs from base 23 to 958 and encodes 311 amino acids. Gene Ontology annotation, biological process: regulation of B cell proliferation; B cell activation; negative regulation of B cell receptor signaling pathway. The transcript is spliced from 7 exons. The record is from RefSeq and is a predicted model, not a curated record. NCBI's taxonomy places the organism in Eukaryota, Metazoa, Chordata, Actinopteri, Perciformes, Nototheniidae. Gene Ontology annotation, molecular function: CD4 receptor binding; sialic acid binding; protein phosphatase binding.
UCCCAGGAAAGUCACGCUGUCAAUGACUCCUUCAGUCAUCAAAGGAGGUGCGGUGACCUUCAGCUGCAGCAGUGACGCUAACCCCCCCGUGCCCCAGAGCGGAUACAGCCUGCACAAAGACAGACACCUCAUCAGUUCAGGACAGAAUCACACCGUGUCCAACAUCCAGCCCCCCCACAGCGGCCUGUACUCCUGCCAGGCCUGGAACAACAUCAGCCGGAGCGGCAUCAGUCGCAUCAACUCCACCCAUCUGCACCUUGACGUCCUGUACCGUCCAGAGAACAUUUCCAUUUCGAUGGACCCUCUGGAUGUUGCAGAGGGCGGCAGUAUGAAUCUGAGCUGCAGCAGUGCCGCUAACCCCGCAGCUCACAGCUACACCUGGUUCAGGCAGAGUGCCCCCAGCCUCAGCUCCAUGCUGCGGGUGGGCUCAGGACCGCUGCUGACCCUCCCCUCUUUGGACGCGUCCCACACCGGACUCUACCUCUGCACGGCCAGGAACCAGCUGGGGGAAAACAACUCAACUGAGGUGAUGCUGACCAUGAGGAAAGAAUAUCAAGGCGAACAGACCGUCCCUGUUUUAGCUGGAAUUGGAGUGUGUGUAUUUGUGGCGCUGCUGUUAGGUCUGCUUCUGUUCUGGCUGAAACAGAGGACCCGUGCAGAGAAAAAAUCGACUGUGUUCGACUUUAGGCUCAGUGGGAGAGGCUCGAGCUCCUCAGAUCCAUCUGACAGUGUUUACGCCAACAUCCAGCAGGUGCUGCCAUCUCCUCCGCCUGCUGCUCAGGAGAUCACUCCUCUUUCUCAGAGGUCACACCAUGAGCAAGAGGCACCCAUGUCUUAUGAAGAUGACAUAACCUACGCCACAGUGACCAUUAAACCCAUAAACUCCACUCAUCACAUGAACAGCAGGUCCAGAGCUGGUGAUGAUGAUGACUCUGUGAUCUACGCUUCACUGGCCUGACCUGUUCACUCCUUUAGGCCGGGUUCAUCUUUAUCAAGGAAUGACGCCGUGUGGCGUCUUAAAAGUUCAAUCUCUCAGGAGGGUUAAAAAGAGAUAUAAGAGCAUCUUUUAAUUUAUUUGUAAUAAACAUAUAUUUAUUUA